This is a messenger RNA of Verruconis gallopava, 1233 nucleotides long. RefSeq lists its product as uncharacterized. Gene Ontology annotation, cellular component: cytoplasm; mitochondrion. Lineage: Eukaryota; Fungi; Ascomycota; Dothideomycetes; Venturiales; Sympoventuriaceae. Gene Ontology annotation, molecular function: ATP binding; AMP kinase activity. The record is from RefSeq and is a predicted model, not a curated record. Gene Ontology annotation, biological process: nucleobase-containing compound metabolic process. The coding region runs from base 90 to 911 and encodes 273 amino acids. The transcript is spliced from 2 exons.
CCCGUCGCCCGUCGCCCGUCGCCCGUCGCCCGCCCCGUUGUCCUGACAGUCGCGCUUCCGUCAGCGUGUGCACAACGUCGCGGCGUGCUAUGGAAAGGGUGCAAAGCCUCAGCCGUGCAGUCCGCUUGCUUCUUAUCGGCGCGCCUGGUGUUGGGAAGGGAACCCAGACCGAGCGCAUGCUCAAACGCUACCCGCAACUGUCCGCCAUCAGUUCCGGAGAUCUCCUGCGCGACAAUGUGCGCAACAGGACGCCGCUUGGCAUCCACGCCGAAACCAUCAUGAAGGCGGGCCAGCUCGUGCCAGACACCAUGAUGCUUCGUCUGAUCCUUAACGAGCUCAACAAGCGCGGCUGGGUCCAGUCAGACACACCGAUGAAGCCCUACACACUGCACUAUUCGUCCUCUGUGCAGCCCGACACGCAAAGCGGCUCCUUCGUCGACGACGUCAUCGUCGGCGCCCCCAUGACGCAAGGCUACACCUACUCCGAAUCUCCGAGCGCAUCCUUCAUACUUGACGGCUUUCCGCGUAAUGUCACUCAGGCAUCGCAAGUCGACAAUCUGAUCCCCAUCAACUUCGUCAUCCACAUAAACACGCCUGUCGACGUCAUAAUGGAUCGCAUUCGCAACCGGUGGGUGCACGCCCCGUCGGGGAGGGUCUACAACACCACCUUCAACCCGCCAAAAGUUCCCGGAAGAGAUGAUGUUACGGGUGAAAAGCUGACCAGGCGUGACGAUGACGACCCUGAGAUAUGGAAGAAGCGGCUGGCACAGUUCGAAGAGACGAGCGCGCCUCUAUUAGAGCACUACGAUAGAAAAGGUCUGUUGUGGACGGUCACGGGGAACAGCAGCGAUGAAAUCAGCCCCAAGCUGUUCAAGGAGUUCGAAAGACGGUAUGCUGUCGUUGACGUGUAACGAAUUGGCAACAACACUCUCUCUCGCUUCCUACAACCCAGUACGAGCGUGGCGUUGGUGGCUUCACACGGUUCUUGGAGUAUGGUGCUUCUUCGCCUUUCCGAAUCUCAGACGCGGACAACCAAAGGACGCAGCCCUCACUUGCUUCGAUGACCUUUUUCUCUCCAUCUGGAUGAUUCUGCCUUCUGGGAAAAGGGAAACAAUCUUCUCAUUCCCAUACUUGUAUAUAUCGUCGUGCCUCCGGCGUAGAGCCAUCAUUGUAUAUAGACUUCUAAUUCGGUCAGAAUCAGCGACCACCAAUCCAUGUAACUCAGUCCUCAUG